UCGUAUCAUUAAGGUGCAUAAAGCCCUAACGAUACUUCCUGUCGUUUAGAAAGCGUGUACUCUUAGUCUUGGCCCAUUAUGAGAUAGCGUUUAGUGAAUUAUAACAUUCGUUUGCAUAGAAUGUGAGUUCAGGCUUUGUUUUCACUUUGCAAGCGCUCGGUCAACAGAAAAAAAAGUGUUCUCAUUUGAUAUCUUCGAGUACGGAAUAAAAUACGUUGUAGGGAUUGUCUCGCUCAGUGAAUCACGGAUAUUUUUAGUAAAAGUAGUCAUUGUUUCUGUACUUCUCUUGACCAGAGAACAGUAAUUUAAUAUCCCACCAACAUUGGUUUUUUGAGAUUAAAUAUUGAAUAAUAUCGCAGUGACUGAGAAUGAAAAGCAAAUGAUCAGCAGAAUCCCUUUGCGUGGUAUGGCGAGUGAGAAUUUGCUAGUCCUUCUAAAACAUAGAUUUUCUUCUCUGGAAAUGAGCUCGAAACAAACUGAUCACUCGUAGAAUGGUGAAAGCACUGGGUGACCUGUGCCUUGGCUGCAUACAGCAGCAUCUGGACUCUAUUCCCAAUCUUGGUUCCAAUCUUCCUACUUUGUACAAAGAGCGCCUCAUAGAACUGGCCUACCAUGAUAUGCUUCACAAAAGCUAUCUUCCUCAUAUCUGUUAUAACCUCUUAAGUCCCUCUUUACGGCACAUAAAAUUGUACAUGUGCCAGCAAGUGGAUGAUCAUUUCUUGACAUUAUUGGCAGAUGCACAAUGUCAGCUGGAGGUUCUUGUUGUCAAUGGCUGUUCCAGUGUUACAGAUGUUGGAAUACAGUCUAUAACAAGAGGGCAGAACAAGCUUUGUGUGCUAGAGCUAAAAAAGUUACCCAAGCUUACAUCUGCUGGAUUAGCAGCUUUAGUUUCUCCUACUCUGUGGAAAGUGGCUAUCAAACGAUGUCCCCUUAUGACUUCUAAUGGAUUAUCAACACUAGCACAGAACUGCUGUGGCAUAAAGGUACUCCACGUCACCCAUUGUCUAAAGCUGGAUAGACACGCUUACUCCUUGGUGGCUGCUGCUCUGAGCUCCACCCUAGAAGAAUUAGGCCUAGGAGGCCAGGGUGUAACAGACGAGGAGGUGAGGAAACUGUCAGAAAACUGCCCCAACUUAAGAAAGUUGGAUCUGUCGGGUGCAAAACAUGUAGGUAAAGAAGCAUUGAUCAAGCUUUUUCAAGGCUGCACGAAGCUCGAGAGCUUAGAUCUAUCAUAUUGCAGUCGUCUGGCACAAGCAGAGGAGUGCCAAGCUUUAUGGACCCUGCCACAGUCCCUCAAAGAGCUGUCUCUGUGCGGCAUCCUAGUUGAGGAUGAGCAGGUUUUUGUGGAAGGCAUGCAGCGACUGCGGUCUCUUACCUCUGUUCGUCUGUGUGGUGUAAUGGCACUUAAUGACACCACUUUGACUCAGAUUUUGAAACACAUUGGACCCAGAUUAGAAUCUCUUGACAUCAGUGGUGGGUUCUGCAGAAAUUUGACAGAUGAAGGCCUGAAGGCUGUGACCAAGUACUGUGUGAAGCUGGAGGAAUUGUGCCUCAGUCUUCUAGGGCAGAUCCAGGGACUGACACUUAUUCCCAUGUUUCAGCAGCAGGAACGAGCAGUUUGCUUUAAGAAACUCUAUCUGAGCUGCAAAAUGCUGGACCUCUCUGUCUUGUCUUUGGUGACUGUGAUGUGCCAUGAACUUACACUUCUUGAGUUGUCUGGCCAUACAUUGGUGAAUGAUGAAAUACUGUACCAGCUUGCUGAAAACUGUCCCAAGCUGUCUCAUUUGGGAAUCAAAGGGUGCAGGCAGGUUACUGAUGAUGCUAUUUGCGAGAUAGCACGCUGCUGCCCAAUCAAGAGCCUAGUGCUCUCAGGCAUCCACAACUUAACAGACAAAUGUAUUUUUGCCCUGGCCAAUAGCUGUCCACAUCUAAAGGAAAUUUACCUGAAUGGCUGUGCUCAGAUCUCCCCUGCUGCCGUCAGAUAUCUUUCUGACUGCUGCAUCACCAGGUUAUUUGUUUGCCAUGUUAUUCCCAAUGCUGUUCCUAACCAGCUGAUGGCUAAAAACUUGGACACUGGUGAAUUUUGCCGCAUGGAUCUUCUGUCGUCAAGUGUAUCAUGACUAAAAAAUGAAAAUGAUCUUAUUCUGUGAUACGAGAGUUAUGUGCACCUUUUCUUUUCAUACCUUUUUGUUGGGGAUUCAUGAACUGCUCAUAUACAUAAAUAUUGUCACUUUACUGAACUGAUAUGGCACGUGAAGUACAAUUGCCUUUAGCACAAUCUAAUGGCAUGAUGGACUAUGGUAGUCACUUUAGCACAUCAUCAGCAUUCAUGACUUGACUGGUGCCAGCUGAUGAUCUAAGCUUAACAUAUAAAAGUAGCAAAAUGAUGAAUGCUUUCUGCAUACAUUGCCAUUUGUUCAUAAUAAUUUUGAUUUAAAACAGCAUUCCUGUGAAUUCCUAGCUUUCAUAUGCAUCCAGUUGUGCAGCAGAAGGUGAUCUUAAUUUAGUUCACAAACAGCAAAAUGAAGCAAAAGGUAAGAUCAUGAUAUAUUCCAACUAUCCAAAAUGCCCUAAAAAGAAAAUUUAGUCGUUCAAUUUCAUGUCAUGCUACUUCACAUGAGGGAGAAGAAAUGCACUGUCUUUAAAGCAAAACAUCGAUCCUAAAGGGUCAGAACGUUAAAAUAAAUGAAUCUAAAUCUGUUGCAUCUUUUAAUCUAUUAUACAAAAAAAGCAAAUUCACAGUAAACUGGCACAUACAGUGUCCUUUGAAAUUAGAACCUACACUUUUGGGUUAUACAUUAAAACUUCCUCGUUAAGACUUUCCAUAUGGUGACUCCAUUUUAGAUACAAGAUAGGCUAUAUAAAUGCCAUCUCUGUUAUGGUUACCUUUCCAUCACACCUUACAACCAAUAGUUUUUGCUCUAUUACAACAUUUUUGCAGAAAUUUCAUGCUAAAAAAAAAUUAAAUACACUUUUAAAAUGGCCAACUGUUUACCCUAAAUUACAGUUUUCUGCAGAAAUCAAUUAUAUGCUUCAUUAACAACCUUUUGUAGAAAACGUGUUCAUUAAAAUAUGAUUCUUAUGAUGGACUGUGUGUGCUGUAUUGCAGCUUUACGCAGAAAUAUAAUUUUAAAAAAAAUACUUUAGGUGCAUUUUAAGACAGCACUUUUGUCUAUCACAAAAUAAGUGCUGUGUAGGUCCGUGACAACAGUGAAUAAGUGAGCACGAUCAAAAGUAAAAACAACAAAGAAAGCUCUAUAAUAUGGUUUUUAAAAGCUUUAUUUUAACAUUUAAAUAAAUGAACUUGAACUUAUGUGUUUGAAGUCAUGUUUUGAAAAUGAAAGACUUAAAUUAUGACCUGCUCUUGGAAAAAUUUAAAGUCUUAAUAGGGAGGUUUUACUAAUAUGAUCAGUCUUCUGGGCUGGGUUCUUACCUCCCCUUUAAGAGGCUUCUGGCAAAAUAAUGAAUUCUCUCGACCAGCAGCAAGGUUCCUCAGCCGUUUCUAGCCAUAGUUCAUUCCGAAUUUGUGAUCAUGGUCAUAUAUUUCAUAAUUCAGAGCAAUGAUUGAAUUGCACCAAGUUUGAUUCAUAGUUUGUGCCAUACCUCAAAAUUUAUAUUGUUGGCAACAGAAUGGUAUGCAAAGGGGACUAAAUGACUGUGCUGUUAUUGUUGAUCAUCAAAUGGUAAUAGUGCAGACUACCAUAAGCCAAUCAUGGAAGAAGAGUAUCAGCAGUAUUCAGUUUUAUAAACUGUUAUCAAACUUUUAUUGCUGUUCGAAUGUUUUUAUCACUUGCACAAUGAACAAAUGAUUUGUAUAAAAGAAUUAUCUUCAUGAAGGACAUUUUUUUAAUUAAAUGACUGUUGGUUUUAUCAUGAAAAACUUGUUCCCAGAAUAUUUUUUGUGGUUUCAGAGAUUUAACUGCAGCUAUACCUGUUAUGAGAGAAAUUUGUGCCCUGAAAUCUUUGCACUUGUUACUGUUUAGAUUAUUGUUCUUAGUCUGUUGUGAAGAAAAAUGUUGCAAUAAUCCACUAAUCACCAGAUUAGAAUACUAUCUCAAUAUAUUGUUGUGGACAAAGUGGAAGUCUGCCUUACAGUUAAAUACCAAAUCCUUUCAAGAACUCUCUGAUCUUUUUGCUUGAACUUGAAAGCAGCUGUCAUUUUUCAGUGAUUGCAAAUAGAACUUUGCAUGAAGAAAAAUGAAUUAUAUUUGCAGGGGUUUUUUAAAUGUAAUGUUUAAUUACAUAUUUGAAAUUAAUCUGAUUUUCUUUUAGGAAGACAUGUGCUAGUAUGCAUCAGAAGUUUGGUUUGCAAGGCUUCUCUGGCAACAUUCCGUAAACUUUACAGGAGUUGGAAAGUACAAUGUGGCGUCUCCAGUUUUGAAGACACAAGCAGGACUUUGCUGCAUAUCCUGACAGUUGGUGUUUGUCGUUUUGGUUAAAGAUUUGUUAGGGUUUUAUGUUAAGUUGCAGCAAAGUGAUCAGAUUUUGCCCUUGAUCUCAUGUUUUGUGCAAAUGCUUUUACAUGCUUGUGAAAAACAAAGUACACUACUAGAAUUUUGGUAACAAUCUGAAAAUCUUAAGUAUUAUGGCACCACUGUAAUAUUACUGGAUUUGGUAAAAUGGCUUUUUUAGUCAAGGAGUAAUUUUUAAUUGAAGAGGCAAACAUCUUGACACUUAUCCGUGCACAGAUUUUUUUCAGCACCUGUUCAUUCUAUGUUAAUAGUUCUGUUGUUUUAUAAAUCAUGUUCAAGCUAAACUGUCA
Molecule: messenger RNA, 4762 nt
Organism: Pomacea canaliculata
Lineage: Eukaryota; Metazoa; Mollusca; Gastropoda; Architaenioglossa; Ampullariidae
Product: F-box/LRR-repeat protein 20-like
Biological process (GO): SCF-dependent proteasomal ubiquitin-dependent protein catabolic process
Cellular component (GO): SCF ubiquitin ligase complex
Molecular function (GO): protein binding
Source: RefSeq, a predicted model, not a curated record